UUGGCGUUAGUUGGCUUCAUUGCGCGCCGUGUCAGGUUGCACAUUUCCCUGAUCUUACAUGGAGCACCUGCAUUAAUUGCGUCGUGCUGCAGACUCUGGAUCAGCUCCGCGCGUUUUCUUUUUACGCUGUUCUCCCAUUUCUUCAACAUGCCUAAACCAGUUAGGAUUAUCGGGCCGUUUUUUUUGUUUGUUUGUUUUUUUGGGGAUAGACACGUAACACUGCGUGCUCUAAACAAUGCCCCACAGUCAAGAAAACAGUAGUUUUCUUUUGAUUUCUCAUGUGGAACCAAAAGAAAGUUAACUUUGCCUGAAGCAGGAAUGGAGAAGUUCCUCCAGGUCGCUCCGCACUCUCUGGCUCUGGUGCUGUCGCAGGUUUGCGCAGAAGAUAAAGAGGACCCCCCAUCAUCAUCAUCAUCAUCAUCAUCACCGGCCGUGCUCUCCCUGAAGUUACAGCAUCACACCGGCUACGAGGUAUUCGCCAAUUUCAAAGCCGUAAACAUGCAGCAUUUCUGGAACAAGGCGCUGACACACGCUCUGUCCGAGAUCUUCUUCCUCGGCUGGAUUGAUGAGAGUGUGCUGCUCAUCCAGGGGAAAGAGGUCCAUCUUCAGGUACUCAGGAACGGAUGGACCAGACGAACCCUGAAACCACCACAGGGCUUUGACAUCAAGUGCAUAGGUGACGUGUCUCCGAUCAGUAUGUCACCUAUCAGCCAGUCACAGUUCAUCCCGCUGGGAGAGAUCUUGUGCCUGGCCAUCUCUGCUAUGAACUCUGCCCACAAUCCUGUCAACCAGGAGGCUCUGGUGGAGCACCUCACUGCCAGCUUCCCAGGCGUGCCUACACCCAGCUCAGAGGUUCUGCGACAUACCCUGAACAUGCUGGUGCGAGAGAGGAAGAUCUACCCAACUCCAGAGGGCUACUUCAUUGUCACCCCCCAGACCUACUUUAUCACUCCGUCCCUCAUCAGAACCAACAACAAGUGGUAUCAUCUGGAUGAUCGGCUGCAAGAGCGCCAACCACAACAGUCACAACAGCAGCAGCAGCAGCUGCAACAACAGCAGCAGCAGCAGCAGCAGCAACCUCAGCAAUGCACUUCGCCUAAGUCUGGCAACGUCACACCAUCCACACCUGGCUGCCUGAGAGAGAGGCCUCCUCGCAAGAAUCACAGUGACUCAUACAACUCCUAUCGCGAAGACCCGUCCAGACUUCACACCUCUGCGCUCCAAAGUAAGUCACCAAAGGAGCACAGGGGAGAUUCUUAUCAAAGUAAACCACCCAAGGAUCACAACAGUGGGGAACCUCCACCAAGCACGUCAGCCAAGGAGCACCGAGGAGAACCGCCAUCAUAUCCUUAUCCCCCUCUUCCCACUUCUCCCCCUGUCCAGCAACCGCCACCUCAAGAUCCCGCUGAAAAGAGCAAAAGCAUCACUUCUUUCCCUUAUAAAACUGACACUCUGACCAAAAAGAAAGAAGGAAGUGGUGGCAGCGGAAGUGGCGAGAAGCAAUCCAAAAGGUUCGGUCUCAGGCUCUUCAGACUGAGUUUCAAGAAGGACAAAAUGAGGCAGCUGGCCACCUUCUCAGCCCAGUUCCCCCCAGAGGAGUGGCCUCUUCGUGACGAGGAAGUGCCAACCACGCCCAUUCCCCGUGAGGUGGAGAUGGAGAUAAUCCGCCGAAUCAACCCCGAUCUAACAGUGGAGAAUGUGGCAAGGCACACGGCUGUGAUGAAGAGGCUGGAGGAAGAGCGUACACAGAAGAACAAGGCAGGAUCUUCAGCCCAGCACAGUGCACGCAGCAGGAGGGGGAGGGGACACAGGAGGGCCCCACAUGGUAAGUCGCGCUCACACAGCAAGCCCCGAACCUCCAGGGGAGACCCGUCUGAGGGUUCAAACUGGGACCUUUUGUUUAUGGAAAGGGAUUACCGCUUCUUCAGCCACUCGUUAGUACGCUCACCUCGGGAGGCCAUGUACACCUUGGAACGUAGGCGAAGUGGAGGCGCAACAUACCUGGUCCAUAGCAACCCCAACAUUACUGAAUCGUAUUGCCCAGUUACCCCUGAGUGGGACGUGUCUGGGGAGCUAGCCAAGAGACGGACAGAGAUGCCCUUCCCUGAGCCAUCACGUGGGACGUGCCAGUCCAGAGUACAAAGAAGUCACAGUCACAAUCAGGACAGGAAGUCGCGUCACGAGAGGUCAGAUCAGGCUAAGGAACGCUCUCGGUCCAUGGACAACUCCCUCAAGGGCCCGUCACAGGGCCCGCCAGGAGACUUUGACCCCAAUCUGGAGGAGCGUAGUCAUUACUACACCGAUGACGGCACCCUGCGCGCCACGCAGAAGUCCUCCCACUACUCAAGGAUCAUGUUCUCUGCUGCUAAGUUCCACUCUGAUUUUAAUGUGCCUGAUUUGGGGAAAGGGAGUUUGGAUGAGUCAAGGAUCCGGAGUACGAUGGAGAGGAACAAAAGCAGAGACAGCUUGCCAACGUACAAUGAGCUAAUGGGACUUUCUCCUAAGCCCUCAACAGAUGAGUACUUCCAGUGCAAUACGUCAAAUGAAACAAUCCUAACUGCCCCUUCGCCUCAGGCAAAAUCAGAAUAUGACACAUUAACCUCAUCAGGGGGACUCCGAAAGGGCUCUCCGGCUGACCGCCAAACGCCUCACCUCACCUCUCCUCACACGAUGGAGUACAAAGAGGACUUGUCGGCAGCAAAGGGACAGAACGGCUCAGUGCGACUGACGCCAAGCCAGACGCCAGAGCCGGUGCAAAAUGCCCGUUUGACGCCACACCAACACAAUGUAGAUCCCGGAGGGGGAGGAGGCGGUAUGGUGAUCAAGAGGAAAGAGAUCUUCAGCAAGGACACUUUGUUCAAACCUCCACACAAUGCCUUGUCCACAGGCUAUGUGGACAGCAGCUACACCAAGUCCGGCACAUUGCGGAAAGCCUCACAUGCCAAAUCAACAGAGGCCCUAGACAAUCCUGAGCCCCAGCAGCCUUCCAAUUCAGCCACUUCCUCAGCGUCACCUGCAGUUUUACAGGGCUGCUUAGAGCCAACAGUCCCCUCCGCCUCUUUUGACUAUUAUAAUGUAUCAGAUGAUGAGGAAGAGGAAGAGGCAGAGGAGGACUCGCACAAAGAGUUGGCAAAGGCAGAGGACAACAAAGACCAUGGGGAAGGGGGUGGCAACGGUGGAGGCAGUGGUGGUGGUGGGGAGGGAACCAUGCAGUGGCUACUGGAGCGGGAGAAGGACCAUGAUCUUCAGCGAAAACUGGAGACCAAUCUGACCUUACUCAGCCCCAAGGAGACAGAGAACAGCAGCAGCCAGAAGUCGGCCCACUCUGCCCGUUUGGACAGCAUGGACAGCAGCAGUGUCACGGUGGACAGUGGAUUUAACUCCCCCAGGACGCGUGAAAGCCUUGCAUCCAACACAUCCAGCAUUGUGGAAAGCAAUAGACGGCAGAAUCCAGCGCUGAGCCCUGGCCACAUCGGCACCAGUAGUAUCGGACUGCCAUUCAGCUUUCGCGCCAUCCCAGAGCCCCCCACCACACAGCCUGAGAAACUCCAGAAGUCAUCGAACUGCCUGGCCUCCAUCACCAGCGUCUGACAGGCAGCACAGACUGAGACUGUGAAGGUGGUGGAGGAUAGAGGAAAGCGAGGUGUUUCACCAGUUUGACCCUCGCCGUCCUCGACCAACACACACGCAUACACAUAAACACAACACAUCUUCAGACUCCUGAGAAUCCAUUUACUGGGACUGUUACAAAAACAGGCAUGGCUUCAAGAGACUGUUCCCACAGCUUCAAGAACUUUACUGCAAAAAAGAGAAGAAAACUACAGAAUAUCAAGACCACUGUAGGUGAAGAAACCUACCUGAAGUACUUUGAUUUUGGUGACAUGGACUCUAGUUUGGCUUAUAUCAAGAUUGACUUGACUAUUGGUAUUGGAAAGUAGUAGACUAUAGGAUUCAAGUUACAUUUGGAAAUAUCGAAAACUUUUUUAUAUUACUUAACAAUACAUGUCCAAUUAAAUGUUCUCCUUCCUGAAAUAGCGUCAAGUUCUUCAGGACGAUUCAAUGUAUCAGCACAAUGUCGAGACAAUAAAAGUUGAUCCUGAGAACAACGAAUGAAAGAUAUAAAAACAUAAAUCAGCUCAGAUUUGUGUACCGCAAUGCAAAUGAUGUAUGUAUACUCGAUACUUUUGAUAUCCUAAUUAUUAUAAUGGUGGUAUUAAAGAUGCUAUGUGACCAAA
This is a messenger RNA of Morone saxatilis (striped sea-bass), 4235 nucleotides long. It is a transcript of the gene stox2a, whose product is annotated as storkhead box 2a. The coding region runs from base 319 to 3591 and encodes 1090 amino acids. Gene Ontology annotation, cellular component: cytoplasm; nucleus. The record is from RefSeq and is a predicted model, not a curated record. Gene Ontology annotation, molecular function: RNA polymerase II transcription regulatory region sequence-specific DNA binding; DNA-binding transcription activator activity, RNA polymerase II-specific. Gene Ontology annotation, biological process: positive regulation of transcription by RNA polymerase II. The transcript has 4 exons. NCBI's taxonomy places the organism in Eukaryota, Metazoa, Chordata, Actinopteri, Moronidae.